Messenger RNA from Marmota flaviventris (yellow-bellied marmot), 3150 nucleotides. RefSeq names its product T cell activation RhoGTPase activating protein (gene Tagap). The record is from RefSeq and is a predicted model, not a curated record. Lineage: Eukaryota; Metazoa; Chordata; Mammalia; Rodentia; Sciuridae. Gene Ontology annotation, molecular function: GTPase activator activity. Gene Ontology annotation, biological process: regulation of Rho protein signal transduction; signal transduction.
ACGCACAGCACAUGAAGUUAGAGCAGGUCAGUCCCUCUGCCAGUGGGUUAGCCAGAGCGGAGUGACAUGCCGUGUCUCUCCUUUCCCACAGCGCACCCGAGAUAAAAGCACUCUGGCCAGAGACCCUCCGAGGACAGAGUCAAGGUCCCCCAGAAGUGAAAUCCAUCCCUAAAAAGCCAGCCCAGAUACCAAUGAGGUUGAGAAGCAACUUCGAUGCGUCAAAAACACUAAGUGCCGGUAACAUGGAGACAUUAAUUGAAUGUCAGUCAGAGGGUGACAUCAAGGAACAUCCCCUGUUGUUGGCAUCAUGUGCGAGUGAAGACAGCAUUUGCCAGCUAAUUGAAGUUAAGAAGAGAAAGAAAGUUCUGUCUUGGCCCUUCCUCAUAAGAAGACUCUCCCCUUCGUCAGAUUUCUCUGGGACUUUGGAGCCAGACCUGAAAGUGUCACUAUUUGAUCAACCCUUGUCAAUUAUCUGCCAUGAGAACGGCGCCCUGCCCAGACCCAUUCAGGAUAUUCUCGCUAUCCUCUGCCUUAAAGGCCCCUCGACUGAAGGAAUAUUCAGGAAAGCAGCCAGUGAGAAAGCCCGCAAGGAGCUGAAGGAAGCGCUCAACUGCGGGGGAACCGUGGACCUGGAAGGGCUGCCCGUACACCUGCUGGCCGUGGUCUUCAAGGACUUCCUCCGGAGCAUCCCCUUGAAGCUACUGUCCUGUGACCUCUUUGAAGAGUGGAUGGGUGCCCUGGAGAAGCAGAACGAGGAGGACAGAAUUGAGGCUCUCAAGCAGGUUGCAGAUCAGCUCCCUCGACCCAACCUCCUGCUGCUCAGGCACCUGGUCUACGUGUUGCACCUGAUCAGCAAAAACUCGGAGGUUAACAAGAUGGACUCCAGCAACCUGGCUAUCUGCAUCGGCCCCAACAUGCUCACCCUGGAGAAUGACCACAACUUGUCAUUGGAGGCCCAGAGAGACUUGAACAAUAAGGUAAAGACAUUGGUGGAAUUCCUCAUCGACAACUGCUUUGAGAUAUUCGGGGAGAACAUUCCAGCUCAUUCCAGCAUCACUUCUGAUGACUCUCUGGAACACACCGACAGUUCAGACAUGUCGACCCUGCAGAAUGACUCAGCCUACGACAGCUAUGAUCCUGACUUUGAACCCACCAGUGCCAUCCACAAUCCCAGAAAGCAGCCCCAGGUUCCCACAGCCAUGGCUGCUGGUCUGGACAACAGAAGGCCCCAGGACACCUGUGAGUUAUGCCCAGAGCCCAUUGUGAGCACAGUAGCCAGACUGAAACGCUCCAUCAACCAGGCAGACAGGAGGUUCUCAGAACCCGGCAUGCCACCCUCACAAGAGUGCCUUGAGAGCCGGAUGACAAACCAAAAACUAACCAAAAGUGAGGAUGACUUCACCGUGCCACAGGCAAGCCCUCAUUUGGAAAGCGAGGACACCGAAGACCCAUUUCCAGAGGAGGUCUUCCCUGCAGUAGAAGGCAGAGCCAAGAGACCAAUGGACCUGAUGAUCAAGAACUCAACCCAGAGUUUGCCUUUGCUGCAGGGACCAGGACCCAAAGCCUUCUCCAGCGGCUCCCUGGGUGGGUCCUCUGACAAUUCACCAACAGCUUCUCCUUCCUGUCCCCCAAAAAAUUUCUUCACCAGACACCAGUCUUUCACCGUGAAGACUGAGAAAAGCAAGCCCAGCAGAGAAAUUAAAAAGCACUCCCUGUCAUUUUCCUUUGCCUCUCACAAAAAAGUGCUGCCCAAGACCCCGAGCUGUGGGACUGGGAAACCCAAAGACUUUACCAGAGACCAAGUCAAGAAGGGCGUGAGAAAAGAAAGUCAGCUUGCUGGAAGGAUCGUCCAGGAGGGCAGACCUGACGUCUACAGCCAAGCAGCUGCAGGCUGUGGCUUGCCACCUGGGGCCCCCUCAGUCAAUGACGUGUUCCAGAUGGUUGACCAGAGGAGCCCAGGAAGCCCGCCAUCUUAUGAAGAGGCCAUUCAGUGCCAGGCGUCUGGACUCUUAGCCUAUGGCAGCCAGACCGUGGGAAGUAUGCGGGCGAGAAUGCUGAGCCAGGACUCCACGCCGCCACCUCUUCUGCCCUCUCACCAUGGAGGAGGCUCCAGGAUUGUCUGCCAUGAAGAAGCACUUAGUGGACGCAGCCUGUCUUCCAUGACUGCGUGUUGGGAACAGGGUGGGACUGUGAGUCCCUCUGGGGAAACUCAAGAGCCUGGGACCACACCCGGGAGGCCUGAGCUUACCAGGCUAAGGACUGUGUCCGAGUUUAUGCAGAAGGACAAGCAGGACUAUCUCAGGCGACGAUGUAGCCAGCCCAUCUUUGAGGCUGACCAACUCCAAUAUGCUAGAGAAUCCUACAUUUAGGAAGGAAGGCCAUCGGCCAUGACUAGCUGGUGGCAUCUCUGUAAAUAUGUAACUACAGAAAGAACUGCUUGUAGAUUGUCUUCAAAAAAGUCAUGAAUAAGCUCUUUCAGAAAGUUGUAUAGAGCCCUCCACGAGGACAGCGGCAUGGUGGCACUUCAGAGAGUUUCUGUGCAUACCUGGAUUUGUGCAAUAUGUAGCAAAUGUAUAAAAUGUAUUAUAGACAGGUGUUAGGUGCAAGGACUGUCUACCCAAUGCCUGAAUGCAUUUAUUUGUGUCUUGUGGUACGUUGCUAUUCUUUGCCCCCCCCCCCGGGCAUAUUUUUGUGGGUUAGUGUUUUAAAAUCUUCUUUGCUUUUUUAAUGUUGCCUCAAAUGUCAUGCCAAUUUUCACAUUUUCCAUCAAUUCCAUCUAGGGAAAAAUGUUUAAAUCGUCAGUGUAUAUUUACUCUACUAAGGAGGUUUGUUUAUUAACUAACCACAGCAGAAGACAGAAAUAGAGUUCAGCGUUCAGAGUUGUCAAAAAACAUUAGAAAAAAAGACCAUAAAGAAAAUUACGAAAAUACUUAAAUAAGUCCUUUUAAUGAUCUAAUUAAAUUAGGAUAGAUUAGUGGAAACACAUUACGUCAAUAUUAACUCACUUAGAGCACUUUGAGUUUUCUUUGUGGUUCAAUGGUGUCAUGCAACAGUUUGGAGGUAAAUGAUUUUAUAUGCAUUGGGGAUCAUAUACAAAACUUCAAUGUAAUUUCACUACAAUAAAUUACCUUUCUUAUUUGCAAGUGAAAA